Anthonomus grandis grandis is the source of this 2298-nucleotide messenger RNA. RefSeq lists its product as uncharacterized. Gene Ontology annotation, molecular function: zinc ion binding. NCBI's taxonomy places the organism in Eukaryota, Metazoa, Arthropoda, Insecta, Coleoptera, Curculionidae. Bases 730 to 2160 code for a protein of 476 amino acids. The record is from RefSeq and is a predicted model, not a curated record. The transcript has 6 exons.
GUUAUCUUGUAUACAACUUUCACAAUGCAAAAUGUUAAAUGCUUUGAUAAGCGAUUUCUAAGUAACAGUUAUUUGGAUUGAGAAAGGUCACAUGUUCCUAAUAACUCCAUAGUAAAUUAUAUGAUCCAUGCAUUUAAUAAUCUUGUGUGCAUUAGUAAAAUAAAUAUGAUGUUGGAUGGCGCAAGACAAGUUUGACAUUUAACGAUUGACAGAAUGGCAGAUUUGACAACACAGCUGUCAAAAGUUAUUAAGUACCCAACGUUGCCAAGUGUAAUGUUAUAAAAAUGCCAAUCGCCAAGAAUUCCUAGUUAGGUACAUCAUACGUAGAACGUUUGGCGGUAUCCUCUGUAUUCUACAGUCUAGCUAAAGCAUACAGAAAGUAAAAUAAGAAGAGGAGUUUUGCAGCCAUUGGAACUAUGAAUAUGAAUAAUCGAUAUUCCAGUUUCUCUAUGGUUCAUGGCAAGAAGACUGGAAGGUGGAGAUAUAUCUCCAAUGUUUGCCCAAUGUAUCACGCGGGAGCCGUCUACGGAAACCAGCCUGUUUCCCCCCAUAUCUCUCCUCCAUGUAAUCUUCUUGGUUCAUAGUAUUAAAUUUAGGUUAUGUUGCUGUUAUGUUAUUUAGAUUUUGCUUAUGAUUAUUAUAUACAUUUUAAUUUCAAAAUAAAACUAUCCCCUAAGGAUUCUAAUUGUCCAACUAAAGUUAGUUAUUUUUAUUAAUGGUAAUUAAAAAAUGCCUGUAAAUUGUUUUGAAUGUGAUAAACCAUUUUCCAAUCGGUCUGCUUUAAAUCGUCAUAUGAGGAAUGUACAUAAGCUUGAGCCUAAAUCCAUAGAGUAUGAGGAAUCCGUUGGUCGUUACAAGUGUCGUGAAGGCUGUAGAGUUUCCUUUAGAUUUAGCAGUGAAUUGCGUCUCCAUCUAACUAGCCAUCACAGUUUCAGUGGUUUCAAGGGUGAAAAUAUGAGCUUUAAUUCUCAUGAAGAUUUUGAAGCUUGGCUUUAUAUGGAAAAGGAAAGUAAAAAUGUAGACUUUGUAAAAUCCAGAGGAUCAGUCCGUUAUCAUGAUUGUGAUGGAAAUAUUAUCGAAAAGACCUACUUUGAUUGUAACAGGAGUGGAAUUAUAAAAAUAAAGACAGAAUCUGACAGAAAACGUAAUUUAAAAAGACAAGGUUCCGCAAAGAUUAAUCAAGGCUGCUUAAGCCAAAUUAUUGUUAAACAAAAUAUGACGACAAUGGAGUGCAAUGUUAAAUAUUAUUCUGAUCACUAUUACCAUGAUAAUCAAAUUGAACAUGUGCGUUUGUCAGACAGAUGCCGAAAAGAAAUUGCAUCUAAAUUAAUGUCAGGUGUACCAGCUUCCAGCAUAUUGGACGAAGUGAAACAAGAUUUCCCUUCUAAACUAUCCAGAGACUACAUGGUCAGUAGGCAAGAUAUUUACAAUAUCAAUACUUCAUUCCACAUUUCUAAGCAGGAUGCAAUUGAACAUAAAAAAGGGAAAUUAACAAGACACAUAAAUUUGAUUCAUGUGAGGCAUAGGGCCGCGCUAACCAUGACAAACUAUACUAUCCAAUAUCAAAAUGAAGAUGUAAUAAAUCUUAGCGAUUUGGAACAUAACGAAUACUACACUAUAAUAAGGAAAAAAUCAAGUAGCUGUUGCCAAUUGUGUUGUAAAUACUGUCAUAUUUGCAUUCAUAUGUAUGAGUGUUCAUGCGACGAUUUUAGUAUUAGAGCAGUCAUUUGCAAGCAUAUUCAUUUUUUUUGUUUGAAUUGUACUGAAAUUGAGAUCUCUGAACAACAAAGUGAUGAUGAAAAAAUAGUUACAACAGAUUUAGACCCGUCUUCUUCAAUAGAUAGAGAUGAAGAGCCUGAUUUACGUAUGGCAAUCAAAACAUCUGCACUACAAAUUAUUAGCAAUGUUAAAAAAUAUAAUUUUUCUUAUGACCAACAAUGUUUUAUUUUAAGAAAUUUAAGAAUUUUAUCAACAAUGAAACCAGUUAACAGUAUUGCAACCAGAAUAUGUGAUUCUCCAAGUUCAGAAAAAAGCAACGACUUUGGCCUUAUGGAAGAAUCUUCUGAUGAGGAGACAGAAACUAAAACCAUAAAAGCUUUAUCAAACCAGGCAUGGCAAACUUCACCUGAAAUGCAACAUGAUCAUGACUAUAUUGAUUAAAAUAAGUUAGUUAUUAGGUUUUAUAGAAACUUUUAGAUACAUCAGUGUCAUAAACUCAUAAUGCUUAAUUAAUUAAUGAUGUUAUUUCACCUAAGCAUCAUUUGCUUUUUUAUAAACAAUAAAUCUACUGUUACAAAA